AUGCUACGUGCCCUGCGGAAGAAGUACCCCGAGGGAAGCAAACUGCUGUGGGUCUGCGGGGAUGAUGUGUUCGAGUGGAUUUCCAAUGAGCGUGGACAGGCCAUGCUUUGCGAGCUGGACGGGCUCAUCGUCCAAAGGCGGUUGCACAAGGCACCUGACAAUCAAACUGACCGCUUCUAUCAAGCGCCGGUGGACAGUGAUUUGGUUCGGGCCCUGGCUGCAGAGCAUCAGGUUCAUGUCGACUUCAUCUAUGGCGAGCUGCCGCACUACUCGUCCACCCUCGUGCGCAACUCCCCUGCAAGCUGGAGAGCUUUCCUGCCUCAAAAAGUGGCGGCCUAUUUGGACGAGCGACCAGCGCUUCUGGCACAACUGGUGCGCAGUGGCGACGCACCGCCAGCGCAGAUGACACCCCCAUCAUCGCCACUCGGAGAGAUGGCGGAAUGUGAAGAUCUGGAUGAUGAAAUGGAGUCCGUUCUGGACCCUCUUGGCUUGCUCAGCUGUGACGAUGAGAACCAUCGGUUCCAUGAGACGGCGGCCCCAGAAAAGCUGGAGAAGCCUGUCGCCGUGGGUUUUGUGGACCUCGUCCCAGACGAGGAGACUUCCGCCUCCACACCGUCAGAUGCAGCCGAGACUUCGGAGCUGCCUCACAUCCUCGGCUCCAUUUUGCGCAGCAAGCGCUCGCCCGUGUCCAGGAGCCCCAACCGCAAGAGGACCGUGUCCAGACCUCCCUCGGGCCAGCGACUUCGGGAGGCAGCGCUGUCUUGUGUCAUGCGCUGCCUGGCGACCGUCCAUUCGCUGCAGAGGGAGCGUGGCCAGACCGCGCUCGCUUUGGCGCUUCGGGGCUCUCCCGAAGGUGAUGUCGCGGCAAGAAAGCUGCGCAAUCUCCGCCGUGCCACCACGGAGACGCUGCAAGGUGACGAGGCAGAGCUCCUCCAUGCAGCCGGUUUUGCAGCUGGCGCUGCGGGAGCAGUGGCGGAGGAGCUUCGUCACGUACCCAAAUGGCUCAGCUACGACCGUGCACUGCCCGGCACCCAGUCAAUGACGUCUGAAGAGUGUGCACCCAUUGGCAUUUGCCCAGACGUUGUGCUACAAUGA
Molecule: messenger RNA, 1095 nt
Organism: Symbiodinium sp. CCMP2592
Lineage: Eukaryota; Dinophyceae; Suessiales; Symbiodiniaceae
Source: the annotation of a GenBank genome assembly